AUGGUCGUUUUCCCCAGGGCGAAGGGGGCGGGCGGUGUCCGGCACGCUCCUCCGCAAUGGAGGCUCGUGAGCUUCCGGCAGUGUUCCUCCAACGAGGGGAACGCGUAUGCCGCGAAGAACAAUGCUACGCAGAGCCCGGACGAGCAGUUUCUGCAGCUCUCCUUGGAGGAGGGAGAAGGCGAUGGCACGGUGAGCGGUAUCAGCGAAAGCGUGCUGCAAGAUGUGAAGAAGAGCGCGAUCGAGCUGCUUGCUAUCAGAGCAUACACUGUUUCUGAGCUUAGGAAGAAACUAUGUGGUAAGAAUUAUUCUGUCGAUACAGUUGAUUCUGUGAUUGCUGAUUUCAAGUCAAGAGGUCUGUUGAAUGAUGGUUAUUACGCGGAAUCAUUUUCACGAUCCCGGUGGCAAUCAUCAACCUGGGGUCCAAGGCGUAUAAAGCAGGCACUUCGCCAAAAAGGUGUGCCAGAGGCCGAGGUGGACCAGGCGACAAGGAGUGUGUUCCAGGACGUCCAGGGCGAUGAAGAACAGACGACACAUGGGUUCUCCAAAGCUUCCAUGGACCAUCUCUUUGCUCAAGCCUCGAAGCAGUGGCAGCGAGGGGGGAGCUUGCCCCUGGAGAAACGGCGCGCGCGCAUAGUGAGGUGGCUUCAGUACAGAGGGUUCAACUGGGCCGUGACCAACAGCAUCAUCAGGAAGCUGGAGGCGCAGCAUCCUCCCUGACCCGAGCCUUCUGCUGUAUGUUGUUUCUGUUGUGAGUUAGUCUGGCAAGUGUCUGCUGCUAUGCCUAUGUCUUCUCUAUCAUGUUUUCUGCGGAUGCACAUCAUGUUUUGAGCUGAACAU
Lolium rigidum is the source of this 837-nucleotide messenger RNA. Its product is annotated as regulatory protein RecX-like. The record is from RefSeq and is a predicted model, not a curated record. The transcript is spliced from 5 exons. Gene Ontology annotation, biological process: regulation of DNA repair. The coding region runs from base 1 to 717 and encodes 238 amino acids. NCBI's taxonomy places the organism in Eukaryota, Viridiplantae, Streptophyta, Magnoliopsida, Poales, Poaceae.